Molecule: messenger RNA, 336 nt
Organism: Trypanosoma grayi
Lineage: Eukaryota; Euglenozoa; Kinetoplastea; Trypanosomatida; Trypanosomatidae
Exons: 1
Source: RefSeq, a predicted model, not a curated record
CGCGGCCCCCAGGCCGGCCAGCUGGGGCGAGAGCCCCUCGGAAACAAAGAACGCCGGUCAGAAACAACAGCGGGCACCAAACCGCAGGGCGCGGGACACCACCAUGCGCAGUUUUUUCGGCCGGCUUACAUAUCAGGCACUUUGCCCCUACAAGAUGGGCGGCGAUGUGUUGUAGGGCGUCCCCUUUAUUGGCGGCAUUGUGGCAGCAAUCAACUGACGGUGCAUCGCGCGCCGUGCUCCGGAGCAACCGCACCACAUACGCAGGCACUGUUUAGCUUUCUGGCGGAUCAAGCCCGUGAUUCUUCAGCACUAGACUCCGGCACCGCGAUGGUGUAA